AACUUUGUAGCAGAUAAAUGGUGUCAGAGAAGGAAAUCACUUUGGAUUUGGAUGGUGGUGUUGGUAACGUUUUUUAGUAUGUGGGGUAGUCCCUAAAUGCUCCUCUGUUAGAAGUUAACUUAUGGACUUUUUUUUCCCCUUGAUGAAGCCUUAUGUUGGAUUGAAUCCCUUUGUUUCACAGUAAUUCACAGGUCUUUUUAAAAUGCCGUAAAGGCAUCUGAAAUUUCUGCAAUGCUAACAUAAUUCUCCCCAGAGUGUUAUUUCAGCCUCAGUGACUGCUGAGGUCUGUGAAAGGGAAAAACAGCCUGAUGGGAGUUUUCACUGUACCUUUCUGAAGAGAACCCUGCAUUUUAUUGCUCUCUGGGUUGAACUGGUAGAGCUCUCAUGUCAUGCUGACUUUUCACAGCAGUUGGAGCUGUGCAACAGGUAUGCAAGAUGAUGGUGCAACAGGAAAAAGGAUGAGAAAGUUAAGUGUUGGGCAGUAUGACAAUGAUGUCCCUGGGCAGCCCUCGUGUAACAGGUGUGGAUGGAUGACAUCUCCUGCUACUGACCAGGCUAUAAUUCUAGAAUCACCAAUUGCUCUAGGGGAGACUAAGGAGAUGGUUGUAAAUUGUCAAGAUGAAAUAGGUGGAGAAAUCUUCUCCACAACAGAAAAUGGAAAGGAAUCUGUCACAUCCAUGCCAGUUUUUUCCCUGUCACCAGAGAUGACAUAUGUGACAGCACCUCCACUAUACCAUCAGCGGAUUCUCUCCAGCCAAAAUGUCAGCAGCCCGGCUGAGCUGUACAGAACCAUUCCUGAAUCUCAAAGUUACGCGGAUGCCAUUAACCACUCUAUGGUGAUGUCUGACAGCACUGUGGGCACUAAUCCUUCUUUGCUGAGGGCCAACAUGCAGAUGGAUCUCUCCUUUCAGCGCUGUUUUGCAUCUUCGUGUACUGUUUCAAGUAACAGUGCUAUCCCAGGGGCAGAAAGCUCUUCUGCAACAGAACGUCUUUGGCUUGAAAGCAGCCCUACAACUUCCCUAUCACCUCAGUUUUCAGUGGGAAACACCAGGCAGCCGGGAGGUUACCUUCUGCCCUCUGAAUUUUCAAAUGCUGUGCAAGACGUCUCUCUCUUGUCUCAUUUCCAAACUCCAGGACUGCAAGUGGUCACCCUGAGCAACGUGGAGAAUUCACCAGCAGAACCACAGCAAGAACAUGCUCUCAGUAGCAGUGCCCAUGGCUGCCUGAGCUACAGGGAGGCUGUCAGGGGCAGUAGCUCUCCUGGAGAGGAGAUACAAGCUACUUGCAUAGCGAAUGCUAGUACCUCUCCUAAAACCCUGAGCUCAUCAGUGGCAAGUGCUGAGGAGAGUGACUUUUUGACACAAAACUUUCUUAGAGUGACCUCUGGGCACAACAGCCAGAACAGUGCAGUUCAGCAGCACCGUGGAGGGAACCUGCGUGCUCAACCCCCUCUUCCAGAGAAGAAGAGGUCCUCUGAAGGAGAACGUUCCUUUGCCUCGGUGUCGCCUUCUUCAAGUGGCUUCUCUAGCCCUCACAGUGGAAGCACAGUCAGCAUUCCCUUCCCAAAUGUCCUCCCAGAUUUCUCAAAAAUGUUAAGCCCUUCCCCAGUGCCAGAAAACACAGCUGAUAAACAUGUGACUGUUAAAUUUGUUCAGGACACAUCUAAGUUCUGGUAUAAGCCCGAUAUUUCACGAGAACAAGCCAUUGCUGUUCUCAAGGACAAGGAACCUGGGUCAUUCGUUGUUCGAGACAGUCAUUCUUUCCGGGGAGCCUAUGGGCUAGCAAUGAAAGUUGCUACACCACCUCCAUCUGUGCUGCAGUUAAAGAAAGUUGGAGAUUUCUCAAAUGAACUCGUAAGGCAUUUUCUAAUUGAAUGUACUCAGAAGGGGGUACGCUUGAAAGGAUGCCCGAACGAACCAUAUUUUGGGAGUUUGACAGCUCUGGUGUAUCAGCAUUCCAUCACUCCACUGGCGUUGCCCUGCAAGCUCCUUAUCCCAGACAGAGAUCCCUUGGAGGAGAUAGCAGAAACUUCUCCGCAAACUGCUGCAAACUCAGCUGCAGAGCUUCUCAAACAGGGUGCAGCAUGUAAUGUUUGGUACCUGAAUUCAGUGGAGAUGGAGUCCCUCACAGGCUACCAGGCGGUACAGAAAGCCUUGAGCUUGACACUGAUGCAAGAUCCUGCUCCUGUCUCAACCGUUGUCCAUUUCAAGGUGUCUGCACAGGGAAUCACACUGACAGAUAAUCAAAGAAAACUCUUUUUUCGGCGACAUUAUUCAGUCAAUACUGUUAUUUUCUGUGCUUUGGAUCCACAGGACAGAAAAUGGAUGAAAGAUGGCCUUUCUGCAAAAGUGUUUGGGUUCAUUGCCAGGAAGCAAGGCAGUGCCACAGACAACGUGUGCCACCUCUUUGCAGAGCACGAUCCAGAGCAACCUGCCAGUGCCAUUGUGAACUUUGUAUCAAAGGUCAUGAUUGGAUCCCAGAAGAAGAUCUGAUGCCUUUCCUUCCAUCCUUGAUUUAGAGCUCUUCGCUGACUUCACUGAAGGAAAUCACUGUGAGAGGGAGAAAGGCUAUUCAGCAACAGUCUGAACCUUGUUAUUCCCAAUAAAGAAAGCAGAGGAUGGCCUGUGUACUGUAUUUGCAAGAGUUCAGACUUCUAUUUGAAGAUGCCUCUGACUUCACAAAGCAUUAUUUCUUUGUUUUUAUACCAGAGAAAAAAAAAGCUGGGUGCCACCCAAACCCAUGUAGCCCAUACCUGUAUGAAGCAUAAAUGAAAAACUUUUCUCCUGAAGGGUUUCUAAUGUAUCUUCAUGUGCUGUUUCUCAUCGUUUAUUGGAGCAGAAAUGCUCAUUAGAUUGUGCUACUUUUUCGUUCAGAAAGUAUAUAACCUCCACAAACACACUUGCCGUGGUUGCAUCAGUGGUAGCUAGAGACCUUGCAGACAUACUCUUAAGAGAACGAUCGUCUGAGGAAGACUGUUUGCUCUUCCCUUCGUCUUUGUGAUCAGUGAUGGGAACUGAAUAGAGAAAGGGGAAGAGGUAUGUGAAGUGAAGGUUUGUGCAGGUUGAUUUCUGAUAAGAAAGGAGUGGCAGUUGGAAUAUUCAGUAAGAUAGCUCUAUAUUUAGUGUUAAGAAGGCUGGGCUGUUUUACUUUGAAAAUUUUUAAAUAAGAGAGAAGUGGCAGAACAAAAAAAGUUUGUGUGGAAAUCUGUAAUUAGGGAGGUUUGUGUUGUCUAUAGAAAGCACUAAGCAGGGAAGAUUCUGCAUUUCAAUAAUUACAGGAUAACAAUGAGGGGAAAGCAAAGAGAAAAAUUGUAUAAUU
Empidonax traillii (willow flycatcher) is the source of this 3318-nucleotide messenger RNA. Its product is annotated as tensin-3-like. The transcript is spliced from 15 exons. The record is from RefSeq and is a predicted model, not a curated record. Lineage: Eukaryota; Metazoa; Chordata; Aves; Passeriformes; Tyrannidae. Gene Ontology annotation, molecular function: protein binding. The coding region runs from base 390 to 2492 and encodes 700 amino acids.